AUGGCUCGCAGCAAAGAACUCGUACCCGGCGUCGGCCGCCUCUCUCGCUCGCAGGUCUUUGCCCGCCGCGCACUCUACAAGGGCAUCAAGAAAACUGAGAAGCCGGCUGCCACCGAGGCAGCAACAACAAAGGAGGUACAGGUCGGCGGCGAGAAGAACAGCGCGAAGCGUCUCGUGCCCACUUCGAAAGCACCUCGAUUCUAUCCCGCCGAGGAUGUUCGUCAACCCAAGAAGAGCCGUAAAUCGCCAAAGCCGACGAAGCUGCGCUCGUCCAUCACGCCUGGCACUGUCCUCAUCUUGUUGGCGGGCCGUUUCCGGGGCAAGCGCGUGGUGUUCUUGAAGCAGUUGUCAAGCGGGUUGUUGUUGGUUACGGGACCAUACAAGGUCAACGGCGUGCCCCUCCGUCGGGUGAACCAGGCGUAUGUUAUUGCAACCUCGACCAAGCUUGACCUCGGAGACUUCAAAGUCGACGAGAAAAUUAGCGACUCAUACUUCGCGAAACCUACCGCCAAGGGACAUCGGUCAGCGGAGGCUGAAUUCUUCUCGGAGGGCAAACCCAAAGAGAAGGAAGCAUUCCCCGAGUCGAAGUCUAGCGAUCAAAAGGCGGUUGACGCCGCCGUCAUUGCUGCUGUCAAGAAGACCGAGAGCCUCAACAAGUACCUCAAGGCGAAUGGAUUCCUGGACUUAGCCAUUGCGUUGCCACUGCCGCCCAUUCUACCUCCUUACUCCACGACUAUCAUUGUCGUCACGGUUGUGAGCCGCCUGUUCUUCACCGUCCCCUUCUCUGUCUGGGCUAAGAAUCGACAAUGGCGGGUGGAGAAUUUAGUCAAUCCACAACUCCGUCAAGAGAUAUCCCAGCUGCAAAAGAAGGCGGUUCAGGACAUGCGCCAUGAUGGAUUUCGUGGGGACAGAGAUGCAGCGCUGGCAGAAGUGAACAAAAGGAGCAACAUUCUACUCAAGGCUCGCAGAACUGAGCUCCUGAAAACGCAUCGAUGUUCAUCUUUUUUGACCAUGCUUGUGCCGCCCCUGACGCAACUACCGCUGUUUGUUGGCUUUAGCCUGGUACUCAACAAUGCCUCACAAUCGCCCUCUGUGCUGGACAGCGAGUCAUUCCUGACACUAACUUCUCUGUCACAUUCUGAUCCUACGGCAACGCUGCCAAUCGUGCUUGGAUUGAUAACACUUGCUAAUGUGGAAACUGCACGAUGGUUUGCGGGCGCUGCUGCUCUCGAGCGCGAAAAGAAGGUUGAAAAAUGGGCUGCGGAUCGCCGUGCUAAGGGCGAAACAGUUGUAGAGCCUAGGAAAGUUGUUCAAGCUAGUUUGAGAGCGCUUUCCGUGGCUCGUAUCUUGAUAGCGUCUGUAGUCCCCGGGAGCAUUCAAGUCUAUUGGGUCGUAUCGGCUGGGUUUGGUUUAGUCCAAUCAUGGACUUUGGAUUGGUGGCACGCUAGGCGAACACAGGCUCGUCAUGAAACGCCUGCAGGUCCCUCACAGUCGACUUCAUGA
Molecule: messenger RNA, 1503 nt
Organism: Fibroporia radiculosa
Lineage: Eukaryota; Fungi; Basidiomycota; Agaricomycetes; Polyporales; Fibroporiaceae
Exons: 6
Coding region: 1-1503 (500 amino acids)
Biological process (GO): cytoplasmic translation; ribosomal large subunit assembly
Cellular component (GO): ribosome; cytosolic large ribosomal subunit
Molecular function (GO): structural constituent of ribosome; RNA binding
Source: RefSeq, a predicted model, not a curated record